Acomys russatus (golden spiny mouse) is the source of this 1027-nucleotide messenger RNA. RefSeq names its product mesenchyme homeobox 1 (gene Meox1). The record is from RefSeq and is a predicted model, not a curated record. Gene Ontology annotation, biological process: positive regulation of transcription by RNA polymerase II. Gene Ontology annotation, cellular component: nucleus. Gene Ontology annotation, molecular function: RNA polymerase II cis-regulatory region sequence-specific DNA binding; DNA-binding transcription factor activity, RNA polymerase II-specific. Bases 48 to 809 code for a protein of 253 amino acids. NCBI's taxonomy places the organism in Eukaryota, Metazoa, Chordata, Mammalia, Rodentia, Muridae. The transcript is spliced from 3 exons.
UGCAGUGCAACACCUUUGAACAGACUGAGGCAGGCAGCGGACAGCAGAUGGAUCCGGUGGCCAACAGCUGCGUGAGGAACCCCCACCCCCCAGCCCCACUUUGGGGCUGCCUUCGAAACCCCCACUCGGAAGGGAGCAGCGCCUCAGGGCUGUCCCAUUAUCCACCAACUCCGUUUUCCUUCCACCAAAAAUCAGAUUUCCCAGCGACAGCAGCAUACCCGGACUUCUCUGCUUCCUGCCUGGCAGCCACCCCACACAGCCUGCCCCGGGCAGAGCGUAUCUUCAAUGAGCAACACCCUGCCUUCCCACAGACCCCUGACUGGCACUUCCCAAUCUCUGAAGCCGGGCAAAGGCUCAACCCAGGCCCAGCUGGGAGCGCGGGAGAGAUGGGGGCCGGCAGCCCAAGCCUGGUAGAUGCCACAGGAGGAUCUGGCGAUGACUAUAUGGUACUUGGGAGCAUUGUCAGUGAAACAGAGACGAAAUCAUCCAGAAGGAAAAAAGAGAGGUCAGAUAACCAGGAGAACGGAGGAGGAAAGCCAGAAGGCGGCAGCAAGGCCCGGAAGGAGAGGACAGCCUUCACCAAGGACCAGCUGCGGGAGCUAGAGGCUGAAUUCGCCCACCAUAACUACCUGACGCGGCUCCGUAGAUACGAGAUUGCCGUCAACCUGGACCUUUCGGAGCGGCAGGUCAAAGUGUGGUUCCAGAACCGGAGAAUGAAAUGGAAGCGUGUGAAAGGGGGUCAGCCCGUGUCCCCACAUGAGCAGGACCCGGAGGAUGGGGACUCCGCAGCCUCUCCAAGUUCAGAGUGAGAUGCUCCAAAGACCAAAACUGAGAAAGACUGAAAACUCCCUUUCCCACUCCCUCCACCCAGUCCCGGCUUCACCUCUUCCGGACCCACCCAGGGCAGCCUCUGUACACUGCGGUGCUGACUCUAGGAUGUGAACUUGCCCAGUGUGUGGGAGCCUUGAAUUUCCCAGCAUCACUCCCUUUCAACAGCCCCUUCCCCAGGGGUCCCACUUCCCACACC